ACUGUAUUUAUAUUAAUAUGGAAUACUAGACGGACUAAUGCAGGCUACUAUAGACUGCACAGCCGAGCUGAUCAGAGCACUCCUGGACAAUGGACUGGACUGUUCCUCGUCCACCGGGGGCAGAAUAGACUCUGGAUGUACUGUGUCCAUUCACUUCCAGCCAGAUCUGUUGCCGCAACUACACAACAGAUUCGGACUACACCACACAACAGCCAGUACUGCCCAGUGCCAGAGGGACCAGAAAGAUACGACCAAAAACAGCCAGAAUAUAAGGAAUGUUUCCACGCAGACUGCACAUUUAGGUGACGCCAAAACAACUUCAAUUGUUGAACAGCGAAGAGAUACGCAACCAAUUCACAUUGAGGUAUCAGAAAAUACUAUCUCCAACUAUCUCAACUCGGAACAUGUUAUCAUCACAGACAGUGUGCAAACUCGCAACUCGAAACAGUUGAAGUGCAAUGAAACGACACCGCCUACUACUACACCAGCAGAGUUCGAGAGAUGUGCAAUCAGCUUAAGUGAAACUAAAGAAUUGCAGCACCCUAAGAAUGUUAGGCUUCCUGUUUCAAAUCGGAAGUCACCCUCGAAUAGUAAAAGUACGCCAAGUGGUGACUGUGUCGCUCAAGUGCAAUGUAGUGGUGUAGGAAAAAGCAUCACUAGUUCCGGUGCUAAUUCUGGUUCUAAUUCCGCUCUUCUAGCUUCUGAUCUCAGCCAGGUGUCCUUAGAGCCAGUGGUGCUCGCAGGGUUGUCUUCUCCUAAUACAAUGAAGCGGAGGAGCAGGAAGCCAAUGGUUGAUUUGAAGAGAGAGGGAAGGGACAACUUCCUCGUCCGUGUCAAACAGAACAUAAACACAAUUAACACUACGACUAACAACAUCGGUGCUCUCCUCCCCUCAGGGGAAGCCUCGUCACUGGGGUUUGGCUCUUUCCCUUGCCCCUCCCAGAUCCAAUCUGCAACGAGAUUGAAUGAAACAUGUGAUCAAACCGGACCAACAAGGACCGCUGCGAGUUUCGACGGGAAUGUGUGUUUCCCUAAUUGGGCCAAAGCACAAUCACAAACUCAGUCACAUUCAGCCUCUGUUACUACUUCUACUUCUUGUCACAAACUACUUCAGCCAAAAACUCCCCUCAGUCAGACGAAAUCAACUCUGAAGUUCACACCACUACAGCCAACUGCAGAGAGAAGUUGGCCAGCGUCCAAACCAGCCUCAGAUGCUGACAACAAAACAACUGUGACAACAGAACAGGAUCGGAGCAAUAGAUGCCAAACACAGAGACAAACUUCGACACAUAUUGGAGUUCCCUCUAAAAUCUCAAAGGAACAUGUGACUGGAAAGGUUGAAGCGAAUUCAGCUGAGCCAUCUGGACAGACAAUUGUUGAAAGUGAAAUCGACGUUCUACACAUUUCAACUGAUCAAAUCAAGGGUCCAAGGGUAGAUAUUGGUGCUAUGAAUGAGUGCCAGAAGAUAGGCACGAGUACUUCGAUUGAGUUGACCUGUGAGACGAAGGAAGUGUUGUCACUCGAGGACGACAGUGACGAGGAGGACUGUGUGCUUAUUCUGGAUGCGAACCAGAACAUGCCACUGGCACUGACCGCCAAAAUGGAAGCAGAGACUGAUUGCCGACGACAGCUGGAUUGGAAAGGAUCAGACGGAUAUUUUGGCCUUAGGUCAAGUGGUCUGAGUUCUCCAAUGGAGCUAACUAUGGAGGUGGGAGAAAAAGGGAAGUUGUCCGAGUCGUUUGCCUGUGAGACAGGAGUCAAUCAACAGCAUUUGUUGGGUCACAGUAAAGGAGACGCCAAUAGGCUUACGGAAGCAAAUACUAACAAUGCCGAGUCCGAUUGUGAAGAUGCAAAUCGUGACGAUGUAAAACAACAGAGCACCGAAGUCGGAGUAGGUACUAUCAGAAGUGAACAGAAACUGGGAGACGAAUGCAGCCAAGUGUUAUCUGUGGACACUAGUGUGUUUAUUAGUACCUGCAGCUCCAGCAAGACCACUGUUACUCCAAUCUCCACGCUAUCACCGGCAACAUCCACAGCGCACAGCAUGCCAGAUAGAACGUCUGGACUCAAUUUAACCUCUCCCAAAAAGGUGACCCUGAAAAGGAAGCACUCCCAGAACGCAGGGAAGGGCAGAGGAGAGAAGCCGCGCCAGAAAACAAUAACAACACAAGUGGCAAAACGAGUGAAAACCAAGCAGGCAAUGGACGAAGAAGAACUUAGUGCUGUUGAGAGUGGGAGUAGUGCAUCGAAAGAGGGAAACAAGGAUGAUGACGAUGAUGAUGAUGCGGGUGGGGGUCCUUUCAACCCCACUCGACUGUUGAAGGCUCAGAGGAGGAAACAACUCUACACUGGAUUGAGUGAGAGGCUGCAGAUGAAAACUAUCAAGGCAGCACUGCCCAAGAUAUUCGACAACGAGCCAGAUCUGCCAGACAACCAUCGAAUCAGGAAAGUUGGCAGUCCAGAGGGAACCACAGUCAGUCGUCCACAAGAGAAGUCUGCCGCUAGUGGUGUUGAUAAAAAGAAGCAAAGUAAGCCUGCUGCUGGGAAAAAGAGUGUUGUGAGGAAGGAGUCCCAAACCAGAGAGGUCCCCUCGGAGGAGUGCCAAGUGUCCCAAGCGACUGCAUCUGCACAGAUAGAGAGUGCAAUUGAGAGAGUAGUGAACAACCCAGAAGCAGCUGCCUCCAGUCUCAGUGAAGCUGCCAACUGUACAAACGCAUUUGGACUGGUUGCUGCUCCGACAAACUCCACAAAAGAAAAAUCACAGACGACAGCCUCUGCUAACUCCCUGUCAGAAGGAGUAAACGAGGAGAAACAUUGCAGUGUAUUUUAUAGUGAAAUACAGAACUCUCAAGCUGUAUCUGGUGAGUCUUCGGAAAGAUGUGAGAUGGAGGUGAAAAAUAGAUGGGACACCACGACAACUGCUUCCAAUUCUGAAGUCGUGUGUCCGAUUGACAACAGAGUAGCAGCCAACUCAAGCUCCCUUGGAAAGGAACAAAAACUUUUCUCUGCCAGAGAAUCUAUGGAGAAGAGUGCUAGCAAUAGUAUGUCACUGCAAACUGGAGCUGAGCUGGAGUUGGAAAAAGGGACAGAGCGGCAGCCAAUAGAAGCAGUGGAGACAAAGGAGUCAAAUGUGGGAGCAUUGUGUAGCAAUGAGGACGCAGCUGAUUUGAAUGUGAGCGAAAUGAGUGAGUGCAGCUACAGUAGCAACAACACUCCCUCCUCUCUUUCUCCUCUUGUUCCCCCGCCCACUAUGGGUGUGAUGAGGUCCAUCAAACAGGUGGCCAAAAAGACGGUCAAGAAGAAGCCAGUAGCUCCAAAAUCCACCAAUCCUCAUCAAAAUCCAAUCGAACCAAUCGAUGACAUAGAGUAGCACUGUGUGUGUGGAUGUGUGGCAUUUGAGAAGUGGUAUACUGCAUUGGAUCUAGUGUAUACGUGUGUUGGUGGUGCAGAAUUAAAG
Molecule: messenger RNA, 3457 nt
Organism: Symsagittifera roscoffensis
Lineage: Eukaryota; Metazoa; Xenacoelomorpha; Acoela; Convolutidae
Exons: 3
Coding region: 38-3370 (1110 amino acids)
Source: RefSeq, a predicted model, not a curated record